Messenger RNA from Maniola jurtina (meadow brown), 1018 nucleotides. RefSeq lists its product as uncharacterized. The record is from RefSeq and is a predicted model, not a curated record. Lineage: Eukaryota; Metazoa; Arthropoda; Insecta; Lepidoptera; Nymphalidae. The transcript has a single exon. The coding region runs from base 1 to 177 and encodes 58 amino acids.
AUGGCGUUCCUCAUGAUGUACCCAGCUGUAGCCAUUCUAUCUCUGUUUGUGUUGAUGGUUAUCAUCCUGAUACUGAGAUUUGGUUCACGCUGGUGCAGGCUGAGACACACAACAUUCGCAGAUCAGGAGAUUUGGAAUGAGGAGGAAGCUUAUGAGCAGAAAGUCUCAUAUGCCUGAUGCAUUUUAGGUUAGGUUGAUGAUGGUGCAAAUUCCGUUGUAAACAAUCUCUAAAGUAAACUAAAAUAAUGUUUUGUAGUGUCCCUUAUCAUUAGUUUAUGCUAACAAACAUGUUGUCAUACUGGUUUUUGACAAAAGAUGUAUUAUCAUUGCUUCAGUCAUAUUUCCUCCCUUGUGUUAGAAAAUAGUUAAGCAAGUUAGAGCUAAAAAUACAAGUUUUAUGUUUAUCUGUCACAAAAGUUGUUUUUAGUGUAAAUAAAAUGGCAGUAAUGCAUACUACAUAAGCUUACAUAGACCUUGGUAUAAAUUAUACACAGUAUUACCCAAUGUUUCCUGCACAAAUGUGAUAAUGUAUGUAACCUGCCAAAUCACUUUAGAGAUUGUCCACACCCAAAUUGGCACCAAUAUAUUAAUUAAUUUUGGGGUCGUGAACUGUCCAAAACUACCUACUGCCUUAUUUUUAAAAGGCUGUUAAAUUAAUGGUGACUCAAAAUGGUUAACGGCCAGAAGGAUUUUUGUCUCUGUCAUAUGUAUGGAAUUCAAUAACAGAGACAGCCCUAUACUAUUUCUUUGGAUAGAGUAUUAGUUGGUAUGAAGUGAUGACAUUACUCAUUAUUUUAAUAAUAAUAUGUAAACUUUCAUGAGUACCCAAAAUUAAAUAAUAUUUAUAAAUAAUCACAUAUUUAAUCCGUCUUAAUUUCACAAUUCCGUCCAAUGGAACCUUUUUUACACAGUUAUAUUAACAUAGUUUAAGAUUUUUACUCUUUUAUAGCUUGUAAGUGUGAAAGUGCAUUGCUGUGUACACUUAUUACUUAUGUAUUCAAAGUGUAUAACUCAUGUU